Sitodiplosis mosellana (orange wheat blossom midge) is the source of this 1295-nucleotide messenger RNA. RefSeq lists its product as uncharacterized. The coding region runs from base 143 to 964 and encodes 273 amino acids. The record is from RefSeq and is a predicted model, not a curated record. Lineage: Eukaryota; Metazoa; Arthropoda; Insecta; Diptera; Cecidomyiidae. The transcript has 3 exons.
GUCAUUUGGUGCUCACAUUUUUUCACACUGUUUUUAUUCAUACAGUUUUGGUCUUUGUUAUUGCACAAUUGUUUCGUUCUAGAAAAAUCUCUUGACAAAAUCGUAGUUUUUUUUUUGAGCUAAUUGAUCAUAAUCGUGGAACAUGGCAAGUUCAAAAACAAUCAACCUGAAGCGUACGCAUGAAAUGUUAAAGUAUAAUUCCAAAUCGAGUGCAUCGCAAUCGACUGAACUGAGUUUGCUCAGAUAUAGUUUCAUUCGGACACUCAAAAUGGAAAAGUUCAACAUUCUCAACGACCCAUUGAUGUCAUCGAAUUUGAUGGUGAACACGAUCGGUCUACAAGGAAUUUCCCGAAAAAUUGACAGCUAUGCCAAUUGCGACGCAUUUUUGGCCGAUAUUGAUACGUUGGUUCACAGCUACACGGUGGCGUUUAACAGCCAGCCCGCCGUCAAAGAAGUGAUUUGUGCAUUUUCCGAGCUGUGCCACCGUGACGUGAAAAGUAUCCGCACCUGUUUUCAGUCAGCCAAAGCGACGUCUGGGAAUGAACAUAUGGCGAACAAUGACUUCAAGAGUGAUCCCACACAAGCAGAUGUUCCAGCCAAACGACGUGCUUGGCGUGGAAAACGAGACUCCGUUCGAGGCAAAUACUCCAGCCCAUUUGCUUCCAAAGCUAUGUACAACCCACAAAACGCGCCGAAUCAGCUGAUUGCCACGGUUCCCGUUGAAUUUAGAGGAAGCUCAGAUAGUCAACACCUCGUUGCUUCGGAUGAAAACCAACCAAAUGGCAACAAAACCGAUGAAUUACCUGGAAAUGUGCCAAUAUCCAAAAUGAAAUUGAAUGAAGAUACAAAUGACACACCAUUGCAAAGCAUUGACGAUGAAUUGCGCCAAAAACGCAAGGCUAAAGAGAAUGAACCGUUGGGAAGCGAGGAAAAAGCUUCACUCCGGCAAAGAAAUCUGCAAUGAACUCUGACCAUGUUGAAAAUUGAUUUUAGAUAUUUUUGAUCUUUCGAACAUUCAAUUGUUCUGUUCUUUUUCCAUUCAACCUAUGAUUACUGCUCUGCAAUCUAAUUUAGAUUCUCUCUUCCAUUCAGCAUUUUAGAAUUCACGAUUUCAUGGACAUUUUUUGGUCCUGAUUUUAAUAUUAAUUUAAUUUGCGUCUAACAUUAAUAUAAUAUGGAAAUUUCGUCUUUUGUCUCAAAUCACUUUUAAUUUAAGAGUUCCUUCUAUGUCCCUAAAAAUGUCAAACAAAUAAAUUGGUAAAAUAGGUCAAUGCCCUAUUCAAAAUGACUAAAAA